Myxocyprinus asiaticus (Chinese sucker) is the source of this 3195-nucleotide messenger RNA. RefSeq names its product claudin domain-containing protein 1-like. Bases 566 to 1309 code for a protein of 247 amino acids. Gene Ontology annotation, cellular component: membrane. The record is from RefSeq and is a predicted model, not a curated record. Lineage: Eukaryota; Metazoa; Chordata; Actinopteri; Cypriniformes; Catostomidae. The transcript has 5 exons.
UGGCAGCAAACACCUUUUAUUUGCUUCAAACAAGCAGAUAUUUCUGAUGUUUUUGUUAUGUCGUAGAUGUUUUAGCAUUAUACGCACAACAGGACACUCAAAGAUGAAAUUCUCGAGUAUGCCGAUAAAAACAAACACUAGCCUGUUAGGUUUUUCAUGCUAGUCAACGUCAAACACCAACUUUAAUGUUCUCAUGCGAUAUAUUGAGCAUUAAAAUAUUGUGUCUGUUACAUAUCUCUGAAUUAUAUUAUGUUUUGUAAGUAACAGGAAAUGUUCUUCAUUGAAAUGCUGCGUAAAUCACAAGAACCAAUGAGCCAAGGAGGAAGAGAUCUGACUUUCUGCAUUGGGCAUCACAUGAAGAUGAUGUCAUAUCGUGAGAACAAUCAUCAUUUAUGAAAGAAAAAAAAAAACAACAACCUUGGUGUAACACCAAAUUACAGGAAAUGUAAUUUCUUUUUACAUCAGUCACUACACACAUCUACUAAAAGCAGAAUUCAUUGAAAUUGUUGGCCUGUGAAGGCAGAAAACAUACAUCUAGGUAAUUACCCGAUACAUUGUCUAAACCAUGGUGGACAACCGUUAUGCCACAGCGCUGGUCAUCGGAUCUGUACUGAGCCUACUUGCCUGUGUCUAUCUAUCCGUUGCCAUGGGAACACCGUACUGGUACCAGUACCACAGCCAACCAGCCAGCAACGAUGCAAAUAACGGCUCGGAUCUGCACAACCUUCGGCAGGACUUUGAGGGAGAGGAUAUGGAUGAGCGGAGCUACAGUGUGGCUCUGUUCAGGCUUAAUGGCACUCUGGGUCUCUGGUGGCGCUGUAUUCUAAUGUGCCAAGAGCCUGAUCCAACACUGAUGACUAAAUGCCAGGCCUUUACUUUGCAGCAGCAGUGGGAAUCCAAGUAUAAAUCCCCUGGAAAUAUCAACAGCGGAGAUGAUCUGCUGCGCACCUACCUGUGGAAGUGUCAGUUCCUGUUGCCGCUGGUCUCAGUGGGUUUGGUGUUUCUAGGCGCAUUGAUCGGAGUGUGUGCCUGCCUUUGCCGCAGUAUCACACCCACUCUGUUUGUAGGGCUGCUGCAUCUACUGGCCGGCCUGUGUUCUCUGGCCACAGUAUGCUGUUUCCUCGCAGGUGUGUACCUGCUCCAUGAAAUCUCCGAUCUGCCUGAGGGGAUGGACUGCUCUCCAGGCUGGUCCCUGUUUCUGGCGCUGGUCUCUUCUCCACUGCAGAUUAUGGCUGCUGCACUCUUCAUAUGGGCUGCCAGGAGCCACCGCCAACACUACACUCGAAUGACAGCCUACAGAGUUGCCUAGGCAACAGAGGACUGACUAUAGUGUUGCUCAAGCAGCUAUCCACUCUCACAAGAACCAUGUUUGCUUAAGCAACUGCUUUACCACUAACAAACGAGCUGUUCUUUUAGAAAGGUUAUGAAGGAGACGGCAUAAUCGCACUGCUCAAUGUCAGUAGAUUCGAUUAUUAGAAAAGUUCACUAAAAAUGAAAAUUCUGUCAUCAUUUACUCACCUUCAUGUUGUUCCAUGCCUGAAUGAUGUAACUUUUAUGAAACCCAGAAAGGAGAAAUUUUGAAGAAUGCGCCAGUCGCUCUUUUCAAUGUAAUUGCUGUAAAUGGAGGCUGGACUUUUCAAGCCUUCAAAGCGGAUGCAAAAAUCACCAUAGAAGUAUUGUAAAGGUGUCAUUUUUACACCAAGUAAAAGUAAUUUUUCACUGAUAAACUUAAGUGAGCUGAACUACCGAACCACUGUGACGACUGCUUUUGUUUACGAGGACAUCACUCUCAUGAAUGCACCAGGAAGAGAUGGAUGUCAAGAUUUUUAGUCAAUAACAGCUUAAAUUAUCCAGGUCACGUGUUUAGAAUGACAUGAGGGUGAGUAAAUAAUGACAGAAUUUUCAUUUUUGAGUGAACAAUUCCUUUAACACAUGCACCGUCCACUCAAAGCACUCCGCUGUGAAUACUUGCAACACAUGAAGGAUCUUCUUACUAUAAAACUGCCUUUUUCACCACUGUUAAGCUCUGAGCUGUAUAUCCCAUAAACAGAAAAACUGCUCAUAAACCGCUAAACUGUCGCUCUACAAUCAACAGACGAAAAAAAAGAAGCUAUAAACAUAUUAUAGUUCUUCAAGGGCUUCACGAUUAUGUCAGAAAUCAUAAUUGUCGAUUAUUUCCCUUGAUAUUGUAUGCACGGUUAUUAAUUUUCAUUAGUAGAAUUUACAGUAAAAUACUCGUUUUGUGUGUGGCAACUGCAUGCCAUAUUUUGUAUUUUAUUUAUUUAUUUCAUUGAAAUGCCUCUGAUUGCAUUCAUGCGCAUAGAAGAAACGUAAAUAGAAAACUGACACAACAGGACCAGACCCAAUGGAAUGCUGGAAUUGACACUUCACAUUUAGUUGCAGCAAUUGUUAUUUUUUUAUUAAUUGUGCAGCCGAGUUCUUCUGGACUUUUUUGAAGUCUUGAACUCGGUGGUUCUUAACUGGUUUCGCAAAUUCAAUUGACAGAUGAAUUUGCGCUAAAAUCCAGUAGUUUGAUUAGAAGCACGGCCUUUGAUGUUGACAAAAAAAGUUCAUAAGCCUAUUUAUUUUGCAAUCCUUACCUUAUGAUUACAUGGCUAGUUGUUUUGUAUUCUUUGCAUUUAGCAUUGUUUUUCCCUGCUGUCUCUGGCCCUAUCAGAGCUGACACACAACCCAUUUUUGUGUCAUGACCCAAGCCCUCACUUUAUAUUCACGUCUGGUGUAAGAUUUGGUUUUGUCUCCUUGUUUUUAUACACUUGACAUUAGCCUGUGUAGUAGCUAAUGACAUUGCUUUUAUGAAGAAGGUAGUAAAUUGUGAAUAUGUUUUGCAAUCCCAAGAAUGCAGUAAGGUGUUGGCUUGGCCUAAAAGACUGAAUGUUUGUAUCUCUUAUAAGCAUUAACCACUUUAACCUUGGUGUGUUUUCUGAAAUACUUGUGGUUAUUUGUUCUUUUGCUUUGCAUUUGGUUAUGCUGUUUUGUUUACCAUUUUGUUUCUUUUUUUUUUUUUCACUUUGAGAAUGUCAUCAUAUACUGUACGUUUGUUUAGUAACUUUUAGAUUGCUGUUUCCUAUUUUGAUGGUUAUGUUAGUCAUUUAAAAGCAUCUAAGCUGUGGUUUAUAUACUUAUUUAUACUAUGAUUUUUGCCACUAUUUUGUUGUCUUGUAAUGCAAAAUUGAG